Molecule: messenger RNA, 2337 nt
Organism: Entamoeba dispar SAW760
Lineage: Eukaryota; Evosea; Mastigamoebida; Endamoebidae
Product: micronuclear linker histone polyprotein, putative
Exons: 1
Coding region: 1-2337 (778 amino acids)
Source: RefSeq, a predicted model, not a curated record
AUGAAAGGAAUUCUCUUCCUUCUAUGUGUCCUUCUUGUUCUUGGCUCUUUUGCUUCAUCGUUUAAUAAUGACUACUCAGACUUUUUAGACGAUGCCCCUACUCCAAAAAAUUCGAAGAAAACCCAAAAACCUAAACCUGCUAAUAAGGUUUCUACUAAAUCAGUUGAUCCACCAAAAAGUAAACAAAAAGUAAAACAAAAUAAGAACACACAAGCGCCACAACCAAAAAAAACAACUCAAAACACUACAAAAAAACCAAAUGUAGUCUCUAAAUUAAAACAAUCAGUUCAAGUAACUACUGACAAGAAUGGUAAGAAGACUGCUACCGUUUCAAAGAAUUUAGGCCCAAACACCAAAGUCUCUGGUUCUGUAAGUGCACAAAAAACUCCAAAUGGUAUCACUGCUGGUGUUUCUGGUAAUAUUAACUAUAACAAAGGUCCUGUAACAGCAACAGCUAAAACUGGUUAUCAAACUUCUCCUCAAGGAAAAACUUAUGGUGCCUCUGUUGAUGGAAAAUACAGUAAAAAUGGUGUCAAUGUUAAUGGAAAUGCUUAUUAUGGUAAACAAAAUGGUGUUAAUAAAGCCGGCGCCAAUGUAAAUGCCUCUUAUAAUAGUAAAAAAGUACAAGCUAAUGCAAAAGCAGGAAUUAAUAAAGAUGGCAGUUCUACUACUUCAAGUGCUAGUGCAAGUGCUACAUAUAAACCAAACGAUAAAACAACAUUAUCUGCUAAUGGUAAGGUUUCAAAGACUAAUGGACAAACUACUGUUCAGGGUAAUGCUAAUGCUUCGUACAAUGGCAAUAAGGUACAAGCCAAUGCUGGUGUUAACUUCAAUAAAGAUUCUAAUGGUAAAACUACGAGUGCUAAUGGUGCAGUUACUUAUAAACCAAAUGACAAAACAACACUAUCUGCUGAUGGUAAAUUUACUAAUACCAAUGGAAAGAAAACUUAUGAAGUAAAUGGAAAAGCAAAUUAUAAUGGAGAUAAAUUACAAGCAAACAUAAAUGCACAAUCUAAAAAUGAUGGAACAAACAAAGUUAAUUCUAUUAGUGGUGAUGUCACAUAUAAACCAAAUGAUAAGACCACAAUCUCUGCUGAUGGUAAGGUUUCAAAGACUAAUGGACAAACUACUGUUCAGGGUAAUGCUAAUGCUUCAUAUAAAGGAGAUAAAGUACAAGCCAAUGCUGGUGUUAACUUCAAUAAAGAUUCUAAUGGUAAAACUACGAGUGCUAAUGGUGCAGUUACUUAUAAACCAAAUGACAAAACAACACUAUCUGCUGAUGGUAAAUUUACUAAUACCAAUGGUCAAAAAUCUUAUGAAGUAAAUGGAAAAGCAAAUUACAAUGGAGAUAAAUUACAAGCAAACAUAAAUGCACAAUCUAAAAAUGAUGGAACAAACAAAGUUAAUUCUAUUAGUGGUGAUGCUACUUAUACUAAUGGUGGUUUAACAGCUAAAGUUAAUGGAAAUAUGGCUAACACUAAUGGUCAAAAGAGUAACGAAAUACAUGGCUCUGUUAAUUACAAAAGUAAAGAUGGUAAAUUUGAUGGGUCACUUGAUGCUAAACGUUCUAAGAAUAGUAAUGGUGUUUCACGUUCAGCAAUUGCUACAGGAACAUACAAAAUCAAUGAUCAUUCAACAGUGAGUAGUAGUGGAUCAAUUAAGUCAACUCCAGAUGGCAGAAGUAAUACACUCUCUAGUAAAUUAGAUUAUAAAGCAGAUAAAUUUACUGGGUCAUUAGAUUUAAAACACACAAAAGAUAACCAAGGAAUAAAGACUAAUUCUGCUGGAAUUAGUGCUGAAUUUAAUCCAAAUAAUAAGUUUGGGGCUAGUUUAGGAGGUAAACUAACUAAGAUUGAUGGAAAAAGAAACGUUGAUUUUGAAGCAAAGUUAAAUUACAAACCAAAUGAGAACAGUAAUUUAUAUGCCUCACUUAAAAGAGACCAAACAAAUAAUAAUAAUAUGAUUGGACUUGGAGGAAAUUAUAAAAGUAAUAAUGGUAAGUGGGAUAUUACUGGUGAUUUAUCCCUUAGUAAAGGUGUUCAGAAUGCUAACGGAAAAAUUAAUUUCUCACCAACAACUAAUACACAACUCUCAGUUAAUGGAAUGUAUACAAAGUCAAAUCUUGGUAAAGAUUGGAAAUAUGGUGCUGAAGUCCAACAUAGCUUUAAUGACAAAUGGUCUGCUAAUGCUCAAGUAAGCAAUUCAUUAAAGAAUGGUUUAGAGUAUAGUGGAGGAAUUAACUAUAAUAUUGGAAAGAAUUCACAAUUUAGUGUGAAUGCAGGUAAAUCAGCUGCUAAAGGUGGUUAUGUUGGAGCUGGUUUUAAAUUGAAUUUCUAA